Molecule: messenger RNA, 2028 nt
Organism: Cryphonectria parasitica EP155
Lineage: Eukaryota; Fungi; Ascomycota; Sordariomycetes; Diaporthales; Cryphonectriaceae
Product: RNI-like protein
Exons: 2
Coding region: 1-2028 (675 amino acids)
Biological process (GO): SCF-dependent proteasomal ubiquitin-dependent protein catabolic process
Cellular component (GO): SCF ubiquitin ligase complex
Source: RefSeq, a predicted model, not a curated record
AUGGCUCGCACUACGAGGGCUGGUCAUCAGCGCACUCAGACUGCUCAACAGCAAGCCCCGAGCACUACACUUGCUGCUGCUGAUAGUGCACAGGCUCCAUUGACAACCGUAGCACCAUCCAAUAGUGCUCCGGGCGCUGCCAUCCAAGUUGCUGCUGUACAAGUCACUACGGUGCAGACUGCCACCCCUCAAACAGUCGGUGCACAGAACAACCAGUCUGUACAGACCGCCACGCGCCGGGGUCGGACUAUCAGAGGUCCCCAGUCUGCAUUGACAGAUUUCUUAGCCAGCCACAACAUCGAUGCCACGCAGAUUCGUCUUGAUUACGCACGUCGCAGAGAUGAAGUUAAUGCACAAGGCCAACAAGAUAAUGUUGAUGCUGGUGAGGGCCCAUCAAACUCCAAUGCCAAUGGUGCUGGUGGUGAAGAUGGCGAAGGUGCAGAUGAGCUGGCCCGCAAGCGCAAACUGGAUCAGCAGAAGGCCAUUGAUAAGAUCAAAUCUUCUAAGCGUUUCCAAAAACGCAAGAAGCGUCUGGCGGACUCUGACGAAGAAGCUGAUCUGCUCGAGGAGCUGAUGAGGGCCAGUGCACCACAGCCUGGUCAGUUAGCAAACUGCGAAAUGUGUCAAGUCAGGUUUACGGUCACACCCUACACGCGCGAGACACCUUCUGGUGGUCUCCUGUGCACACCCUGCGGCAAGAAACUCGAGAAGGAGGAGGAGGGCCCAGCCAAGAAGAAGAAGAAGCCAGCUCCUGGUGGGCCGGUCGGCCGUCGCCGCAAGAACCAAAGCAACAUGCUUGACGGCACCUAUGUCAUCGGCGCCAAGAGUCUCAUGAGUCUCUGCAUCGAGACUCUCGCGAAGAACAUUGAUCUAGCAGAUGACCUAGGCGAGUUGCCGCCCCGUAUGGUCGACAAAAUUUCUCGCCUGCUCUCCAAGAAGCGGCUGAUGGACCAAAAUACCCUCAACCUCUUUAUCCAACCAACAGCUCGUGAGGUUACUGUCUACGACGCCACCAAACUGAGCUCAGAUGACAUGAUCCGGAUAUUUCAGGUCGUGCCCAAUAUGAGAAGUUUGAAACUAAAAAAUGCCAUUCAGUUUAAGGAUGAGGUCCUGGAGUACGCUCUCUCACGGGACCAGCUCAAGCUCCAGGCACUGCACGUCCACGGCGCCAAUCUCCUGAGCAAUGAUAUGUGGAAGAGAUACUUGACCACAAAGGGUCAGUCUCUACAUACACUGCAGGUCUACUACACGGACAAGCAUUUCGACGAUGAAUGUUUGGCUGUGCUCAAGGACGCGACUCCGUCGCUGAAACGGAUCAAGGUCUACCAUAACCAGGCGGUCAGCGGAGAUGGGGUCCGAGAAGUGGGCCACCUCAAGAACUUGCAACACCUGAGCAUCAACCUCCACAAGAACGUACACCCCGACAUCUGGGUCGACGUACUCGGCAAAAUUGGUGGCGGACUCAAGACCCUCUCCUUGCGCGUGGCACCGGAGCUUGACAAUACAGUUCUCGAUGCUAUCCACACCAACUGUCGCACACUGUCGAAGCUGCGCAUCACUGAUAGUGAGGUUAUGACCGAUGCCGGCUUUACUCGUCUCUUCACCGGUUGGAACAACCCUGGCCUUAUUUUCCUUGACCUACAAAAGUGUCGACAACUCGACUCCUCACAUCCUCGCCAGAACCCGGAUGGCAUAGGUUUGUGUUCCGAUGGUUUCAAAGCCCUCAUGGCCCACUCUGGUCGUUCCCUGCGCAGCUUGAACAUUCAUGCGUGCCGACACAUCUCAAGCCAGGCCUUUGAGGAAGUUUUCGACCCUAGAAAUACAUACCCCGCACUCCAGGAACUCGAGCUCAGCUUCUGUGAGGAGGUUACGGACUUUGUCGUCGGCAGUAUUUUCCGCAGCUGUCCGAAUUUGAAAGAGCUGAAUGUUUUUGGUUGCAUGAGGCUCAAGGAUGUGCGUGUGCCCAGGGGCAAAAUCCUUGUUGGCAUGCCCAACGCCCUCGGCAUGGUCAUCGAGGGACAGGAUUGA